This is a messenger RNA of Cladocopium goreaui, 7842 nucleotides long. The record is from the annotation of a GenBank genome assembly. Lineage: Eukaryota; Dinophyceae; Suessiales; Symbiodiniaceae.
AUGGGAGAUGCAGAAAGGGACCAAUCUGGAGGUGCCUGGUCUCGCGUUCCAGUUUGGGACGGAUCGCCACAGACGUGGCGAGCUUUCCAGAGAGAAAUGAAAUGGUGGACUAGCAGCCUGGACUUAGAAGGAACGAAGAAAUACAACCUUGCUGCACGUUGGUUGUUGAGACAGUCAGGCGUAGUUCGCCAAAGAGGUGAAGAGUUCAAUCCAGAUGAGCUUGAAUACCAGAAGGAGGUAAAAGGUCAAGAUCCACAGACAGGUGACGAAGUUGUCAUUACGCCUGAGGACCCGCUGAGCGGCUUGACAAAGUUGCUGAAGGCGUUAGAGGGCAUCAAUGGCAAAACAACACUUGACAAACGUGGAGAGCUGAGAAAUUUGUUUUACUUGGAGUUGAAAAGAAAACCAGGUGAACGCAUAGCUGAGUUUUGCUCCAGGUUUAGAGUUUCUCUUGCAGACCUCAGAACGGAGGGAGUGACCUUGCCUUCCGGUGAAGUUGGAUGGUUUUUCAAGACGAAGCUUGGUCUUGAUCCGCUGCGAGUGCAACUCCUGGAAACAGCCUUGUCAGGCGCUGAGGAGUACGAGACGAUCGAACGUGAAGUUCUUCGACUUUUCAAAGAUCUGCAUUCACAGGAUCCGUUGAUGCGCAAGUCCUUUGGAGACAGCAACAACAAGGGCGGUUCCUUGAUGCAAAGGUUUUUGACUUCCCAGAAUCCUUCUAGCAAGCCUUCGUCCUAUGCACCUUCGAUGGCUAGCUCUGUGCCGAGGUCCCACAGGACUUCAACAACUUCUGGAUCGAGCAGGUUCAGUGGAUUUAGAAAGCCUUUCCCGGCCCGACAGGCCAUGGUUUCUGAAGCAGAGGACCCUGAACCUGAUGAAGAAGCAGAGCUGUUGGAAGAUGAGAAUGAGGCUGAGCCGAACUUGGAGGACAUGCUGAAAAGUGAAGCCGAAGCACUUGCGGCUGAGUUGGAUGACGCUGCCGACAACGGCGUCGAUGCCUCGACCUUGCAGGAGAUAGAAGAAUCAGUUGAAACCGCAGCUGAAGCACUCCUCACCAUGAAGGAGGCACGAACGAAGUUGCAGGAAGUGAAACGUGAUCGGGGUUACCUGAAACCAGCCGAUGGUACCUCGAAGAACAACCCAAAGAAGACUGCCAAGAACCCAUGUUUCGAUUGCGGCCUUCCAGGACACUGGGCUGGAGACCCGGAAUGUGGCAAACCUGGACAAGGACUAGCCAGGAAGUCUUCGUUGAAGAAACCCGGCAGCCGACAUGUCAAAGUGGUUGAAACUUUGAAUACAGAACAUGUGGAUGAAGCGGAAGGUGAAAGCCAUGAGGUGCUCACCGUGUCGGCUCAACCUUUGUCCCAGUCCUUUGUAGCUGCACUUGAAGAUGCCCACUCCGUGACAAAAGAAGCGCUGAUUGCACAGCUGGCAGAAGACAAACGUCUUGUUGGAGCUUUGGAUUCGGCAUGCAACAGAACAUGUGCUGGACCGGAUUGGUUGAAAGGGUAUCUUCAUGGACUUCAAUCUGCACCAGAAAGCAUUAGGAGCCUAGUGACCUCAAAGCCUGAGCAUGAAACCUUUCGUUUUGGAAAUGGCGGCACCAAAGUGUCGGACAUGCGAUGGAGAUUGCCAACAGUGAUAGGAGGGAGGCUGUUUUGCUUUUGGUGUUCGGUGGUGCCAGUUCCAUCACUUGGUCUUCUACUUGGCCGUGAUUUUUUGGAAAGUAUUGGAGCUGAUCUGUCCUUUUCACGCCGUGAACUUUGCUGUGAACGUUUGGGGGCUGAGAAGAUUCAACUGAAACAGCUGGCUGCAGGACAUUACCUACUGCCUUUGAUUCCUGCUGCAUGGCCAGGUGUGGGCUCUCAGCGUUGGCGUAGGAUUGGACAAGAUGGCAUCAUUGAGUUGCAGAUGUCGACACCAGAUUGGUUGAACUAUUGUUUCAAGGGUCAACGUUCAUUGAGGGUGGCAAAACAUGACCAUUUGCUCACAGAACACAGUGUACAUGUUGGAAAUUUGGUUUGCACCGUGAUGUCAAGCCCUGUUUCUGGUCCUUCGGUUCAAGCAACCUCAAUGCGCUCUUCUUCAGAGCACCGUGAACCGACUCCUUCCUCUACGACCAGGACGACAUCAAGGACAUCUGUGAGAAAUGCUGGUGCCAAAGGUCGGCGUGCAGACCGGCAGAUGGCGCCGAAUGUUCCUCAAGCUGAACGAGCGCAUGCUGUGGGCCGCAAAAGGCCUUUCUUGCGCUUUCUGCCCUUUCCAUACCCCUCAACGUCAUCAACAGACAAAUGGUUGGAGCAAGCGCGCAAGCAGGUUUCAGCCGGGGUGAUCUCAAAGCGCCAUUUCAAGUUGGCGGUCGCAAUGAAGCAGUUCACAAUGGCCAAUCUGGGAGAAUGCAUACACCUGCGAGGACGCAUUGGCCUCAAAUUGGCGUUCUGCGAGGAUCCGACGGUGGAGGGCAUGUUGCAAGCUCUUCCCAUGAAAGGCAUGGCCAACAAGAUCCGAAAGGCCGUUCAAGCAGAAGCUGUGGCCGUAGCCAAACAGCUUGCCAGCGACAACAAGCGAGAGGCAGAGGCUCGGACCUUGAUUGGGCCAAAGGGCGGACUUCCUUCACUACGAGGGGACCUGGUGAGACUUGCAGCCCUUCUCCAAGUGCCUCUUGGAGACAAGGACACCAUCGAGGUGAUCAAAGAAAAGGUGAAGCCAAUGGUGGCCAUCCUCAAAGAGAAGCCUGUGCAGCCGACCGCUGCAAAGUCUUCAGCCAAAGCCAAAGCUGCCAAGCCGAAAAGCCAUCCCAAAGAUGCGAGCGCUUCCUCAAUGUCUUCAGAGGUGCGCCCACUGUCAGUUCUUCAAGAUCAGGUGGCAAGCUUGACAGCACAGUUGGAAGCAAUGAAAGCCUUGCUGCCGGAACAGCACCAAGUGCCGGUGGUGGAUCUCAUGGAGGUGGAUGCAAAAUCGGAAGUGGAGUCAAUGACUUCCGAAGAUUACAAGCAAGUUCAAGAAGCGAUGCUGGAGGAUUGCUAUGGAGAAGCCCUGAGAGCACAAUACGGGAACAUCGACCUGGUGGAUCUGACACAGGAGCAGAUCGAAGCAGUGAAGAUCAAGAGCGGCCAAGCUCAGAUGAUUGCACAAGCCUGGCAAAAGCAUGAAGCUGACCGUUUGAAAACCUCCUGGGGCCCAGCCAAGAUCCGGGAGACUUUGGUUGCUGACUAUGAGAAUGAUUUCUGGCAUGCAUUGACGGAGGAAACCUUCAUCCAACCCAUGGUCUUUGAUUUUGAGUCCUUUGCGGUUUCUGACGCCAAUGCAGUUGAAAAGAAUUCCAAGACUUCAAAGAAUGCCAAGGUUUCUGAGUAUAAGCAGUUUUCCAAGAAUGCCAAAGUCCCAUCGAAUGUCAAGGUUUCUGCGAAUGACCUGGCCACAAAGAAUGUCAACCGUUCUGAGCCCUGUGCAGGCUCGUCGAAGGUCAAGCCGUUUGUCACAGAGGUCUACACGAGUGCUGAGAACGUCAUGAAAGAGGCCAGAAAACGUGGACACAAUGUGGGGCAAUCUAUGUCCUUGGAAACUGGUUGGAAUUUCUUGGAUGCCAAUGACAGGUUCAAAGCCUACAACAAGAUCAGAGAUGAAAAGCCUUUUUGCGUGGUUUUAGCAUUUCCUUGCAAUGGUUUCAGCCCUCUUCAACGUUUGAAUGGACUUCAUCCCGAAAGAAAAGCAGAAAGAAGGGCGAUUGGUCGUGAACUCAUGAAGUUUGCUUUGGAAAUAGCUGAACUGCAAAUCAGAGAAGGUCGUCAUGUCAUCUUAGAAAAUCCUCGAGGCAGUGAAGCUUGGAAUGAACCUGAGAUGUUGCGUUUUCUUGAGGAGAAUGAGCUCUACGCCGCUAUCUUUGACCAAUGCCGUUUUGGCCUCAAAAGCCUUUCUGGUUGGUUGCACAAGAAGCCAACGAGAGUGGUGAGCUCAAGUUCAGAUGUUGCUGCGGAAUUGGAUGGAGUGACUUGCAUGCGCAACCACCUUCAUGCGCCAGUUCUGGGCGGCUCUCAUGUGACAGCCCGUGCGGGCAUUUACCCGAAGCCUUUGGCACGCGCCAUGGUUAGGGGCCUUGAGAAGCAGUUUGAACGAGAGUUUGCUCCUCGUGAAGCUCUUGCUGCCGAAAUUGGAGAGGAUGUUGAGGAGGAGGAAUUGGCUUUUGAAGGCGGUGGAUUGGUGAUGCCUCAAGAUGAUGGCAGUGAUGUGGAGGACGAAGUGGAUUCAAAAGGAACUGCAAUUCCUGUUUCUUCUGGCAUGCGCGCAACAAUCCUUCGACUUCACCAGAACACUGGCCACAGAUCGGGCAAAAGGUUAGCCCGAGCUCUAGCCAUAGCGGGUGCACCUGCAGAAGCAAUUCAGGCGGCGAAACAACUUCAAUGCUCAGUUUGCCAAGAGCGACAACCUCCUCGUGCCCGCCGUCCUGCUUCUCUUCCUGUGCCUUGCGACAUGGGUGACCAGAUCCAUGUGGACUUGCUGGAAGUUUUUGACACCAGUGAGAAGAAGUACGUAGUGGCCCAUGCAACUGAUGCCGCUACACGAUUUCAAAUGGCUGAGAUUUUGCCAGACAAAUCAACCAAGUCUGUGGUGCGCUUCCUUUCUACCAGAUGGAUUGCAACAUUUGGCCCUCCGAGAGUGAUGGUCGUGGACCAAGGCAGAGAAUUUGUGUCUUGGGAAAUGGAGGAAUAUGCUGGAAGCCAAUCCAUUCUUUUGCACCACAUUGCCGUUCAGGCGCCCUGGCAAAAUGGAAUUGCAGAAAGAAGCGGUGGCGUGUUAAAAGCCUUGUUAGCCGCCAUCGUCACUUCUCAAAGCGUCCUUGGACUUGAGGACAUGCAGGUAGCUCUUGCCGAGGCGACAUCAGCUUACAAUGGCGACAUCAAUGAAUUGGGUGCCUCUCCUUUUCAGGCCGCCAUUGGACGUCAGCCAAGAAUGGUUGGAGACGUGCUGGGUGGCAUUCAAACCAGGCUUGCGGAGCAUGGACUCAUAGACUCCAAGCCUUCGCUGGCUAGACAGUUGGCCAUGCGAGAAGUUGCCAAAAUAGGAAUGACCCGCCUUCACUUCAGCCGAAGUUUGCGGAAGGCAGAACUAGCACGAUCCCGAAACCCAACCAUUGAGCAGCUUCCAGAGCCUGGCACAAUCUGCUACUUCUACCGGCCUUUGAAGUACAACAACAAGACAGCGCCGUCCAAGAAGAAGCUCACUCUGAAACGUUGGCAUGGCCCUGCACUUCUCCUGGCCAUUGAAGGCAGAAGCUCUGGAUACUUGAGCUACAAGGGGCAAUUGACCAAAUGCGCCCUGGAGCACAUUCGUGCAGCCAGCACGAUGGAACAGAUAGCUGCAGAUUCAUGGCGUGAAGCCAUAGAAGAAGCUGUUGAGGCUGCCACCUUGGACUUGUCGGCCCGUGGACUUCCUUUGGCCGAUGGUGGCGAUGGAACUGCUGUUCAACAACCAGCUGCUGUGAUGCCAAUGCCUGGCACUCCUGCCUUCUUGCCCUCAUCUUCAGCAGCUGCAGUUCCAGAACAAGCAAUGCCGGUUGGCGACGACUUGCCUCCGGUAGCGCCUCAAGAACUUGCUGGUGCCUUGAUGCCUGCCUCUGCACCAGUAUCGACUGUGCCUUCCAGAAGAAUGAGUGAGGCGACGUUUGAACGAGCCACCACAGAUGGACUUUCGAGUGGACUCGGCGAUGGACUUCGAAAACGGGCCUCAAGCUUUGCAAGUCAGUUGCAGGGCGUCAUGGAACAGGCACAACGUCAACGUUUGGCAGAGCCUGCAGGAACCAAACGAGCUGCAGACACAUCACUGGAAAGAUUGAAGGCUGAAUCCUCUGAGCCUCCUGAUCCUCAACCUGAUGGACCUCCAGUGAUCACAGCAACUUCAUCAAAUGAGCCUGCGGCAGAAGCAUUGCAGACCACGAGAGAAGAUGUUUUGUCCAGUUUGGGCGAUCCUUCACUACAUCCACUGCAACACAUCUACAAUGCUGCCUGUGAAGACAGACUCAACCCUACUGAAGUGCGUGUGAAAGAUCAUGGUUCUUGGGAUGGCAGAUGGCCUUUACCCUCAAGAACGGAAUGGCAUGCUCACCAACGGCUUGGACUUCCUUGGCCUUGUGGGCAUGAUGAUCUGGUUGAAAAUGACGUGAUGGCAGUUCAAGCCAAUCGCAAAGAAUUUCACUGGCGCUCCAUGAGUGAUGCUGAAAAGGCUGAGUUCAAGAUUGCGGCCGAACAAGCCUGGAGUGUUUGGAAGGAGAAUGAUGCGGUUGAAGAACUAUCUCCUGAAGAAUCUCAACGAGUGCGUGAGAGACUGAAGAGAGAAGGCCAGCAGGGGAAGAUUCUCACCCCCAGAUACGUGUUUACCGACAAACACGAAGGCCUUCGCACUGAGCAGAACAAGUUGCCUCUCCGUGCACGAGCGCGCAUUGUUGUUCCUGGUUUCAAGGACAUCUUUUCAUUUGGACUUCGAAAGGAUGCUCCUACAUGUUCAAGACUGGCCCAACAUUUCCUGUUGACCUUGACGGCAUGUUUCAAUGUAAUGGCUGUUGGAGCUGACCUUGCUUGGACUUUGCUUUCAGCCGACAUCAAGUCAGCCUUCAUGAAAGGAGAUGCCUACAUGGAUGGGACCAGAGAGCUGUUCAUGGAGAACAUCCGAGGAGCCCUUGAUGAACCUCGCUUGCCUUUUCCUGGACUUGCCAGGAUACGCAAAGGAGUGUUUGGUUUGAGUGAUGCGCCGAGACGUUGGUAUUUGAGGUUGAACAAGUCCCUGAUUCAGCAGGGAUGGCAAAGAACUACACUGGACUACGCCUGUUGGGUUCUGUGGUCACCAUGUGGAACGAGGUUGGAUGGCGUCCUCAUCUCACAUGUGGAUGAUUUGCUUUUGGGCGGAAACCGCCGUGCUGUCGCCAAACUUCAAGAGCUUGGACGAGAAUUGGGGUUUGGAAGCACCUCUGAGAAGGACAUCACCUAUUGUGGCAAACGUAUCCGCCAAUGGGAUGACGGCCACAUCACCAUCACCAUGGAGGAGUACCACAGCAACCUGAAGACUGUGAACAUUCCUGUGCCUCGCCGAGCCAACCCAGACUCAGACUUGACGGAGAUGGAACGACGUCAACUUCGUGCAAUCCUUGGUUCACUACAAUGGCUGGUUGCUCAACUGCGAUUUGAUUUGGGUUUUCAGCUCAGCACCUUGCAAGGUGAACCGCCGAAGAUCAGCACCCUGAUGAAAGCGAAUCUGCUUGUCAAGCGCUUCAAGCAGGACCCUGACUUUGCCCUGACCUUCAAGCCGAUGGAUUUGAAGGGAGCUGGAAUCAUGGUGGUGACAGAUGCCAGUUUGGGGAAUGUCACCAAAGCUGGCGGAGCUGAUGGAACUGUGUUGGAAAAGGUGUUUAGCCAAAGCGCCUACUACGUCCUCCUGGCCGACAAGGACCUUUUGGCUGGACGAGAAGGAAGCUUCUCAGUGCUGGACGCAAGAAGCCACAGACUUCCUAGAGUAUGCCCCUCGACAUACGGAGCCGAGCUGCUGGGAACGGAAGAAGCCUUUGAUGUUGGAUGUUUCUGCCGUGGCUGGUGGGCGAUGUUGCAAGGCCUUCCAAUUGAACACAAGCGUGCUGAAGAAGUCAUGGACUGCAUUCCUUUGGCAGUCGUCACAGAUGCACGUGAUGUCUACGACAAAGGGUCUUCAGACACACCUUCCUACGGACCUACGGAUCACAAAAAUCCCUGGCAUUCACAGUGGCUUGGAUUCGUGGAGUCCUUGGCAAACCCAACACCAUGCUCAAGUGGACAUCGACGGAGAACCUCUUCGUGGAUUGCGGGACGAAAGACAUGA